AUGUCGGAUGAAGUUAUUUGGCAGGUUAUAAAUCAACAAUUUUGCGCAUUCAAGUUAAAGACAGACAAGCAGAAUUUUUGCCGGAAUGAGUAUAAUGUGAGUGGGUUGUGUACUAGACAAUCAUGUCCACUUGCGAAUGCAAGAUAUGCCACAGUUAAAAACAUUGGUGGUAAGUUGUACCUAUAUAUGAAGACAGCAGAAAGAGCUCAUAUGCCAAAUAGGUGGUGGGAAAGAAUCAAGCUUUCUAGGAACUACAAUAAAGCAUUAAAGCAGAUUGAUCACCAUUUACAAUAUUGGCAAAAAUUUUUACAGCACAAAUGUAAGCAAAGGUUAACGAGAUUGACUCAAGUGGCGAUAACGGAGAGAAGAUUGGCAUUGAAUGAAGAGGAAAGACAUUUGGUAGGAAUCAAGCCGAAGUUGAAGAGAAGAGAAGAGAAUAGAGAAAGGAAAGCACUUGCUGCUGCAAAGAUUGAAAAAGCCAUUGAGAAGGAAUUGUUGGAAAGAUUAAAGAGCGGCGCAUAUGGUGACAAACCGUUGAAUGUCGAUGAAAAUAUAUGGAAGAAAGUUAUGAGUAAAGUGGAAGAGGAAGGAGAGGAGGAAAAGGAGUUUGAUGAGGACGAAGAGUUUGAUAUAGAAUUGGAAAGCGGAGAUGAAGAAGAUGAUGAAAGCGAAAUGGGAGAAGUUGAAUAUGUGGAAGAUUCAGGAGAAGACGAAUUUGUCGAUAUGGAAGAUUUAGAGCAAUGGUUGGGUGAUUCAUCGGCCAGCGAAAGCGAAGAAGAAAGUGAAGAUGAUGAAGAAGAAAGCGAAGACGAGGAUGCAAAUGAAGCAGGCGCAUCUAAAAAGAGAAAAGCAGAUGGUCCAAUAUCGAAGAACAAAAAGAAGAGAAAACCAAGAGUGGAAAUCGAGUAUGAGCAAGAAGAAGAGCCAACGCAAGCAAAAAUUGCCGUAUAA
Molecule: messenger RNA, 951 nt
Organism: Lodderomyces oxycetoniae
Lineage: Eukaryota; Fungi; Ascomycota; Pichiomycetes; Serinales; Debaryomycetaceae
Gene: MAK16
Product: ribosome biosynthesis protein
Exons: 1
Coding region: 1-951 (316 amino acids)
Biological process (GO): maturation of 5.8S rRNA; maturation of LSU-rRNA
Cellular component (GO): preribosome, large subunit precursor; nucleolus
Source: RefSeq, a predicted model, not a curated record